AUGAUCUGGCUUUCGGAGAGACAAAAAUUCGGAGUGGGCUUCACUGCCGGCGGAUUGGCAUUUUUUGUGCUUGGUAUAAUGACAUUCUUCGACUCGGGGUUUUUGGCAUUGGGAAACAUAUUGUUUAUCAUUGGGCUCAUACUAAUCAUUGGUCCCCAAAGAACAGUGACCUUCUUCACCCGCCCCACCAAAAUCAGAGGCACCUUGUGCUUUGGGCUGGGGAUUGCCCUUAUUUUGAUGAAGAGAUCGUUCAUAGGCUUCAUUUUAGAGAGUAUGGGGAUCUUGGGGUUGUUUGGCGACUUUUUUGGCACUAUCGUCACCUUUUUGAGAUCGAUCCCUUAUAUCGGGGAUUUGUUGAACCACCCAGCCAUUGCUCCUGCUAUUGAUAGAGCUGCAGGAAUCAACACCUUGCCUGUUUAA
Messenger RNA from Suhomyces tanzawaensis NRRL Y-17324, 420 nucleotides. RefSeq lists its product as uncharacterized. Bases 1 to 420 code for a protein of 139 amino acids. Gene Ontology annotation, cellular component: endoplasmic reticulum; Golgi membrane; COPII-coated ER to Golgi transport vesicle. NCBI's taxonomy places the organism in Eukaryota, Fungi, Ascomycota, Pichiomycetes, Serinales, Debaryomycetaceae. The transcript has 2 exons. Gene Ontology annotation, biological process: retrograde transport, endosome to Golgi; endoplasmic reticulum to Golgi vesicle-mediated transport. The record is from RefSeq and is a predicted model, not a curated record.